Paramisgurnus dabryanus is the source of this 4132-nucleotide messenger RNA. It is a transcript of the gene cacng8a, whose product is annotated as calcium channel, voltage-dependent, gamma subunit 8a. Gene Ontology annotation, biological process: calcium ion transport; postsynaptic neurotransmitter receptor diffusion trapping; positive regulation of synaptic transmission, glutamatergic. Gene Ontology annotation, molecular function: voltage-gated calcium channel activity; channel regulator activity. The record is from RefSeq and is a predicted model, not a curated record. Lineage: Eukaryota; Metazoa; Chordata; Actinopteri; Cypriniformes; Cobitidae. Gene Ontology annotation, cellular component: postsynaptic density membrane; AMPA glutamate receptor complex.
UAUGGGCAACGUAACCAUCUAGGUUCGCUGCUAGUUAUACAAAUACACCAUAGUGCUUAGUGAACUGCCUUCUUUGAACAUCUCAUCUGCCCUUUCCCUCACCGUUUCUUUCUCCCCAGGAGAAGCGUAAGGAUUCCUGCCAUGCAAUCUCUUUAAGAGGAGAAAGGAAGCCUAGAAAAUCUACACCCACCCACAGGCAGGAGACGGGGAGAGAGAGAAAAAGAAAGAGAGGGAGAGAGAGAGAGAGAGCAGGGGGUGAAGGAAAGAGACAGGAAUAACAGUCGAUGGAUGCAGCCUGGACGUUCUGGUCAGUACAAUCUUCUGUGACAAGGACCAGAGUGCUGCAGGGAUGGACGGGAAGGGAAGACACAUUCCUCCAGCCAUGGUGUGGUGUGAGCGGGGAAUUCAGGUGCUUCUCACCACUGUGGGAGCAUUCGCAGCCUUCGCCUUGAUGACCGUGGCCAUUGGCACGGACUACUGGCUGUAUGCUCGGGCCUUUAUCUGCAACAGCACUGCCAACUCCUCUCAGGAUGACCCUCAUAACAAGGACAAGAAGGAUCCGGGAGCCCUCACCCACUCCGGCCUCUGGAGGAUUUGCUGCCUGGAAGGAUUGAAAAGAGGAGUGUGUUCCCAAAUUAAUCAUUUCCCAGAAGAUGCUGAUUAUGACCAGGAUGCUGCCGAAUACCUUUUACGUGUAGUCAGGGCCUCCAGUAUAUUCCCUAUCCUCAGUGCCAUAUUAUUGCUGCUAGGUGGAGUGUGUGUGGCAUCUAGUCGGUUCUAUAAGACCAAAAGACACAUCAUUUUGGGAGCGGGCAUUUUGUUUGUCGUGGCAGGUCUGAGCAACAUCAUUGGCGUCAUUGUAUAUAUCUCAGCAGCGCUCAGCGACAUCUCUCCCAAAAAGGAUGAAGACAAAAAAUGGCACUACUCCUACGGCUGGUCGUUCUACUUCGGCGGCCUGUCAUUCAUCCUGGCGGAGGUGGUGGGCGUUCUGGCUGUCAACAUAUACAUUGAGCGCAACAAAGAACUGCGCUGCCGUUCACGCACCGACCUCUUCCGCAGCACGACCUCCGCUGUGUUGCGACUGCCCGGAUACCGCUUCCGCCGGCGCUCUUCGCGCUCCAGCUCACGCUCCACGGCAGAGCCGACCCGCUCACGUGAGCAAUCCCCAACCUCAGGCAUGGAUCCCAAGAACUUCGGUCCGCCCUUGGCUGCCGGCCCACCACCGUUUUCGGUAGCCACGCUUCCCAAUCCUCAUACUCACUCCGGAGGAGGGAUGGGGGAUAUUUCGAUGUACACGCUGGGUAGGGAAGGUAAGCCGCCCAUGUACGGCACAGUCGACCGUGCCACGCUCUACCAGCUCCAUAAUUACUUUCCAACGAAGGAGGGAGGUGGAGGAGCACUCAUGACGGGUACGCUCCCUUCCCUCUCCAAGUCUAACCUGGCUGCGUCGGCCAACGCGACCCUCAAUACGUCGUCUUCCUCCGGCCCCCAGCAACCGCCCCUGUCGGCUGGAUCCUCCGCAAACAUGGAGAGGGAUCGAGGGAUGGGAACCUUGGAUCGACUGGGCAAAGGAGACAGCUCAAAUACUAACACUCUCAACAGGAGAACAACACCUGUGUAAUGACAAGAGGGUCGGGAAGAGAUUGAAAGAUUUUGUGUACUGGGAGUAAUGGGGGGUGGAGGUAAGGUAGAGAAUUAAAAAGCAACAGCGAGAAAGGGCUGAGAAACAAGCGACAUCUACUUUCAAGAUGAAACAAGAAGGCAAUACAUCCUCUUUUUCCCUCCAUUUCUGUUUUCGAACACGGUGACUCAAGUAACAGAAUUCCAUCCGCACUUCUUAUUGAUUCAUGUUGAAAUACUCGAUGUGUGUGAUGGUGAUCUUUGGUUCUUCAAACUCUUUCAAUUCCAGUGCUUUAUCAUCAGGUUAUGCCUGUAACUUAUUUAGCAUUCCAAUAUAGUUGUCGUUUUUUAUUAUUAUGGUAUCGUUGUUAUUGCUCCGUUAACUUAUACAGUACAUUUUUACCGAGGUGUUAUUUUUUUGCACAAUUAUCCAUUUAACUUAUUUCCUUUGAUAAACUCAAACUGUGAUUUUUUCCUUGCACAUGUUGACACUAUAUUUUAUGAUGUCAUUCAGUGUCAAGCAUGUGUUUAUUUGCGAGAGUGUGACUUAUAACAUUUUUUAGUUUUUACAAAGAUUGAUAUUUAGACCUGUGGACUUUUUCAUUGUAAUCUUAAGUGUAGACGUAGUAAAGUCUUCAUAUGAAUAUAUUUGAUUUCUCAUUUAACAGUCUUAAUAUCGUUAUGACGGAAUAAUGUUUAUAAUGAACUACUGUUGUAGGACUGGAAGUAAAACAGAGAAAAGAGAGACAGAACAAAAUAGAAGUGAAAGGCAUUCAUUUCAGGGGAGCAAUAUCUAUACCUUAAAAACCUCACAGAAAAGACAAAAAAAUCUAUUAAAUAUAUAGGAUAUUAUAAAUAUAUAUAUAUAUAUAUAUAUAUAUUUGUGUGUGUGCGUGUGUGUGUGGAACAACCUUUUGGGUAAAAUAAAAUAUGAUAUAUUCUAUGAAUGUGUAAAACUGGGAUCUAUGUGCAUAUUGUUAGCAGUUUUCACUGCAGCGUUUUAUUUUCAUGUUUGUAACUUUGUAUGCAUGGUUCAUAUCCAAUAUAUGAUAUAUUCAUAAUGCUCUGCCUCCCGGCUUUUGUGCAUUAUGUCUAAUGUAUGUGGUAAUACAGAUGGAUAGGAUGACAGAGGUGGGUCAAAGGGUUGGCAUCAAGAGAGAUUUUUAAAGAGUGUAUUUUUAUAAAAAGUCAUUAUUUCUUGGAUGGGGUGUACAGCAAACCAGCGGACUGCCAUGAUCACCUGAUGUUUGCUGAGCAUUGUAUCAUCUGCCAUCCUUUAUAGCGGAAACAUGUGUUUACACAAUGUACCUGUUUGUAUGAACAAACUUUUAUACAGUAGCUGUAUGGCAGCAUCUUUCUAAGGCAAUUAAAACUAAAAUGACAUGUAGAUUUUUACAGUUAAGCCUUAGCAUGUUAGCACAACAUUGCAUUCAAGGUAUAGCCUACAUUUUAUUAAAAUUUGUAUUCCCUGGGGAUCAAACCCAUGACAUUUGCACAUAUCAAAAUGCUCUAUGAGCUACAGGAAGACGCAUAGUAGCAUGCACAUAAGUAUUGUAUGAAAUAGUCUAUUUUAUUUUAGACUCAUUUGUAUCUCAGAUAUCAUUGAAGGCAGCAUAAUGUUGUCGCCAACCGUUUCGAACAACCUUUACAUCUAGAGGAAGUCUAUGCAAAGGCUAAUCUCCAGGAGUUGAAUACAGGAAUGAGGUGUCUCAUACGCACACACACACAAACACUGUAAUUAUAAAGAGAACAAUGCAUUAAUGCCCACGCCUCGCUCAAGGGAAGGACAGGACUGAAAGUGACACGCUUGCUUUUAUAAAAAAUGCUGAAUGUGUGUGCGUCCAUCUUACAGCAGAUUAUUUGCUUUAGGUCCUCUAUCCAUAUGAUUCAUGUUUCAGUUUAAAUCAGUACCAAGAGUUCAUACACUGUAAAAAUAAUAUAUAGAGUAUUUAUAUUUGCUGGUUUAGAUUUUAAGUAGAAAUUGCAUUUACAGGUCUUUUCAAUUGCCUUUUUAAAUCUUUAUUAGGUGCGAGGACCCCAUUGUUCUUUAAGGAGUUAAUAUUAUUAUCUAGAUUUGAGCUGCUGCUGUAACUUAUACAUAUAACAAAUAUAGCUAAAAUAAGUAUCAACUUCAACUUCAUUUUAUAAUUUAACAGCUUUUAAGGGUGUAUCAAAACUUCAUCCUUUUCAAUAAAAAACACACACAUAAAACUUACGUAUACAAACACAUAGCAGCUACUGUAUAUGGUACUGUUUUUAUGGUACUGUUUUGUACGGCAUAAUAAAAUUGUUAAUUUAUUUUAGAAAUCUUUACUGUAAAAAAUAAAUAGUUUUUACAGUAAACAACCUCCAUAAAAAUACAGAUGACAUGUUAACAGCUUUACGGUUAAAAAUUGUAAAAAUACAGUUACAUUUUUUCAACGUUUGUAUAUUUUACAAUUAUUAACUGUGUAUUUAAUUUACUGAUAUAUAUGUCUGUUUAUAUGAAUCUGCUUUGUACUGCUUUUUGUUU